AUGGCGGAAGCAAAUCCUAGUCAUCCAUACCACCCGAAAGACCUGGUCAUACCCCAUUAUAGGCCAAAUGAUAUCACUGCUUUGGAUAUCUUAACAGUCAUGUUCUCCGGUUUUGGUGUUGUUUUUGUUGGUGCUCUCUUAAUUAGUAGCGGAGCUCGGCGGCGAUUAUCAUUUUUAGACAAGUUAUCCUUUUCUUGGUUUGUAUUGUGUGGUUUCAUUCAUAUGAUCAUUGAAGGCUACUUCUCUCUUUAUCACCAGACUUUAGCAAAUCACGACUUUUUCUUAGGCCAGCUCUGGAAAGAAUAUUCUUUAUCCGAUAGCCGUUACCUAAUAUCUGAUAACUUUACCUUGUGUAUGGAAACCAUCACUGCGUUUGUUGAAGGUCCAGCGUGCUUCCUGUUAGCUUAUGCUGUCAUGACCAAUAAGUCUUACAGAAAUGUUCUGCAGUUAUGUAUCUCACUUGGACAGUUAUACGGUGACGUUCUCUAUUUUGCUACUGGAUAUCGUGAUGAACAUAAAUACACCAGUGAUUCCCAUCCCAUUUAUUUCUAUUUUUAUUACUUAUUUUUAAAUAUGUUAUGGAUCGUUAUACCAACGAUUCACAUCAUAGUUUCCUUUUAUAGAUUAAGUAAUGCGCAAGCAUGCGUUGAUUCUAAGAAGGUCGCUAAGAAAACAAAUUAA
Messenger RNA from Trichoplax adhaerens, 681 nucleotides. RefSeq lists its product as uncharacterized. The transcript has 3 exons. The record is from RefSeq and is a predicted model, not a curated record. NCBI's taxonomy places the organism in Eukaryota, Metazoa, Placozoa, Uniplacotomia, Trichoplacea, Trichoplacidae. Gene Ontology annotation, cellular component: endoplasmic reticulum; membrane. Gene Ontology annotation, molecular function: C-8 sterol isomerase activity; cholestenol delta-isomerase activity; steroid Delta-isomerase activity. The coding region runs from base 1 to 681 and encodes 226 amino acids. Gene Ontology annotation, biological process: cholesterol biosynthetic process.